UAUUAUGUGAAUUUGAACGAGGAAAAAAGGUUAAUUAUUGGUAAAAUGCCAAUACAAACAAUAUCGGCAAAUGGAGAAGCGGGAAAUCAGAGGGUUUUGCCGCAUGAUAAGUAUAAACUGUUAGAUUCGGAAGAUAGAGAUGUAUCUGGACCAAGAGAAGCGGGAAAUAGGGGAUCAAAUGCGAUUUCUGAGUCUUUAAAACAGGUUAAUACAAAGCCAUCUAAUUUAUGUUUUACGCCGCCGGUACAAAUUACAGAUAAGAAGAAAGGGAGGGAAUAUACUAGAUCGGUUCUUCUUGGAGAGGGAGGAUUUGCACGAUGUUUUUUGGUAACAAAUGGACGAGGAAGUCGAUUUGCAGCUAAAGUGAUUGCAAAGACGACACUUCGAUCGAUGAAGAAUAGAACGAAGCUUUUUGGUGAAAUUAAAAUACAUCAAAGCAUGGAUCAUCCGAGUAUUGUUAAAUUUAUUGAUUGUUUUGAGGAUACAACGAAUGUUUAUCUUAUUCUUGAAUUAUGUGAAAACAAAACACUUAUGGAUAUGUUACGUAAACGAAAGCGAUUUACAGAGCCAGAAUGCCGCUUUUUUUUGUUGCAAGUUCUUGGUGCAGUGAAAUACAUGCAUUCUAGGAAAGUAAUUCAUCGUGAUUUAAAACUUGGAAAUCUUUUUUUGGAUGAAAAUAUGAAUAUAAAAAUUGGAGAUUUUGGGCUUGCAGCACUUUUAAUUAGUGAUGAUGAGAGAAAAAAGACAAUAUGUGGAACGCCUAAUUAUAUUGCACCGGAAGUAUUAUUUGGAAAGCAGGAUGGCCACAGUUUUGAGGUUGAUUUAUGGGCAGUAGGGAUUAUUAUGUAUGCUAUGCUUAUUGGUAAACCACCUUUUCAAUCCAAAGAAGUUAAAGCUAUAUAUAAGAAUAUUCGAGAGAAUAGAUAUGUAUUUCCUGAAAACAUUCCUAUUUCUUUAGAAGCAAAAGAUCUUAUUGGAUCAUUAUUAGAUACAGAUCCAUUAAAUCGUCCUUGUAUUGACGAAAUUGCAGAACAUCCUUUCUUUCAUACUGGAUAUCUUCCUACAGAGAUUCCUGUUCAAGCAUUGUUACAAGAACCAGUAUGGCCUAAAGAUAGUUUAUCAAUAAAAAGGAGUCAGAGUUCAUGGAAUAAUAUUGCUUCAUGGUGUGGUAUUGGAAAGGGUCGUAAUAUUGGAGGGAAAGAAGGACAGACAGUUAGCAUGGUUAUGGAAGUAUUAGAAAACGAAAAUAUUCUGCCUACUUCUUUAUCAUAUGAUACACAUUCUCGUGCUGUAAUGAAAGUAGCUAAAACGGGAAAUUCUAAAUCAGAUUCAUUUAAACGUCCUAAAUGUUCAUUUAUUGAUGGAAAAGAGAAUUUAAAUCCACAAGAUUUGAUGAAGCCUGUGAUAGAUAUGACAUCAAAAAUGGCUAUUAAAGAAUCAUAUGUGUCUAAUGAAGCUAAAGAUCUAGAAUUGCCGAGUAAUGUUUGGCAGAGUCUUCGCAAUAUCGCAUUAAAUUUGGAUUGCGCAUUAAGAUUGCGCUCUAAAAGAAUGCCGCCUGAGUUUUAUGAUGCUUCUACUACAACAUCUCCAUUAUUUAUUAAUAAAUGGGUUGACUAUUCUAAUAAGUAUGGACUUGGUUAUCAGCUAUCAAAUGGAUCUAUUGGUGUUUACUUUAAUGAUUCGACAUCAUUGAUUCUUUCAAAUAAUGAAUAUCAUUUCGAUUAUAUUACACAGUCAGGUAAAAAUGGUUUUAAAAGGAGAUCAUUCACUAUUGAAAGAUUUCCUUCAAAUGAGUUAGAUAAGAAGGUCUAUUUGCUUAAAUAUUUUAAAAAAUAUAUGGUUCAGAAUCUUUUUAAAGCUGAAGCAUGGUCAUGUAAUGUAGAUGAUUUCCAGUCAAUGGGCGUUAAAACUAUGUCUUUUAUGACAAAUUAUUUUCGUACUAAACAUGCAAUUAUAUUCAGAUUAAGUAAUCAAUCCGUUCAGUUCAAUUUUGUUGAUCAUUGUAAAUUGAUUUUGUCUGAUAAUGGAAGAAUAGUUAGAUUUAUUGAUAGUAAAAGAGAGUUUCAUACUUGGCCACUGGGUAAUGCUUUGGAGCCUGGUCUUUGUGAUGAUGAUGUUUCUGAAAAAUUCAAAUUUGCCAAAGAAGUAUUAUUGAGUUGGGCAGAUAAAAUGGAACCUUAUGAUUAAUAUGUAUAGAUGCAUUUGAUAUUUUUUAUUUGAUGAAAAUCGCAUU
This is a messenger RNA of Pneumocystis carinii B80, 2233 nucleotides long. RefSeq lists its product as hypothetical. Gene Ontology annotation, cellular component: cytoplasm; nucleus; centrosome. Lineage: Eukaryota; Fungi; Ascomycota; Pneumocystomycetes; Pneumocystales; Pneumocystaceae. The record is from RefSeq and is a predicted model, not a curated record. Bases 46 to 2187 code for a protein of 713 amino acids. Gene Ontology annotation, molecular function: protein binding; ATP binding; protein kinase activity. Gene Ontology annotation, biological process: protein phosphorylation; regulation of cytokinesis; mitotic cell cycle. The transcript is spliced from 8 exons.